This is a messenger RNA of Cololabis saira (Pacific saury), 13895 nucleotides long. It is a transcript of the gene fras1, whose product is annotated as Fraser extracellular matrix complex subunit 1. Gene Ontology annotation, biological process: cell communication. The coding region runs from base 461 to 12481 and encodes 4006 amino acids. Gene Ontology annotation, molecular function: protein binding. NCBI's taxonomy places the organism in Eukaryota, Metazoa, Chordata, Actinopteri, Beloniformes, Belonidae. The transcript is spliced from 73 exons. The record is from RefSeq and is a predicted model, not a curated record. Gene Ontology annotation, cellular component: membrane.
GGGUGUAAGUGGGGGCGCUCGGAGAAAGUCCCACAGCCCGUCCACCUCGUGCGUCCCGGCCGCGCUGCUGCCGCUGUGCUUGUGCGCUUGUGGUUGCCCAGCAGCUCUUGUUGCCUGUUCAGGUGCUGAGUUUUAAAGACAGAGUUUUGGUGCACGGCAGAGGAGCCAGCAGGCGGAGAUCCGGAGGCGCAGACUGCUCCAGGUUUCGGCGCUGCCUGCGCCGCAUUCCAGGUUCCCCGGCCGGAGCGCAGUCCGGAGCCGCGCCGGCGCGUCCCUGCGCGUCCUGCGCGUCCUGCGCGCCGCGUCCCUGCGCGCAGCGCACAGACCCCGGGAUCCCACAUCUCACAAAGACCAAUGAUGCACGGAGAGGACCGCUUUCAUUUCAGCUAGAGACGCCAACCCACAUCGCUGCUUCUUUUCCUUAUUGGAUCUUUAUUUCCCGUCCGCUGUGGUUCCGACCAUGAGGGGAUGGGGGCCACUCAUCAUCAGCGCCCUGGCUUGGGUCCUCGCCGUCCCCGGGGGGGUUCAUGGAGCUUGUGUCUACGAGGGAUCGCUGCAUGUGAACGACACGUCAUGGAGGCCACACGCUUGUCAGGAGUGCACGUGCUACAGCGACGUGGCCAUCUGCAGGGAUGUCCACUGUCCCAACCCCCAGUGUGACUUCCAGAAGGGUGAAACUCUGAGGAUCCCCACCAACAGGUGCUGUCCAGAGUGCGUCUCCCUGACUCGGGGCUCGUGCCAGUAUGAAGGAGUUACUUAUGGGCAUGACAGCCAGUGGAGUCCUUCGCCCUGUUCGGUGUGCGUUUGCUCCAAGGGGGGCGUCACCUGCAGCGCUCGGCCCUGCCCCCGUCUCACCUGUCCAGGGGAUCAGGAACCGUUCGUCCCGGCCGGAGAGUGCUGCCCCAAGUGUGGCCGCAGUGGAGAGUCCUGCUCCUGGGAGGGGGUGGCCUACAGGGACGGCGAGGAGUGGACACCCAGCCUCUGCUCCAGGUGUGUCUGCGUCAGCGGCAGAGUCCAGUGUGCAGUGGUGGAGUGUCAGCAAGUGGCCUGCAGACCGCACGAGAACUUGGUGAUCCAGCCGGGCCGCUGCUGUCCACAGUGUGUGUCCAACCCUUGCCUGUCCGCUGGGAGACAGUACCAGCACGGCGAGCAGUGGCAGAAGAACUCCUGCAGCACAUGUGUGUGUGACAGGGGUCAGUCUAAAUGCCACACACACACCUGUGGCCCGGUCGACUGUGACAAGGGUCAGACCAAAGUGAAGCGUGCCGGUCAGUGCUGUGAUGAAUGUGCUCCCGCCAAAGGAAGCUGCCUGUACCAAGAUACGGUGCGUUACCAUGGAGACAUGUGGAAUGGCACGGGCUGCGAGUUCUGCACGUGCAGCCGAGGCCAGGUCCUGUGUCGGAGGGCCGAGUGUGGACGAGUCGAAUGCCCACAGGAUUCGGAGCUUGUUGACCUGCCGGGAAAGUGCUGCCCGGAGUGCUCCUCGGUGAAACCUUCUUGUCUGCACGAAGGGAAAUCCUACAAGAAUCUGGCUCGUUGGGCCGAUGGCAGCUGCCGCGAGUGUGAGUGCCGGGAUGCCCAAGUGACUUGUUAUCUGAGCUCCUGCCCCACUUGCCCAGCAGGCGUGCUGGCUGUCAUCCAGGAUGGCCAAUGCUGCCCCGAGUGUCACCAGGUUCAGUGCCACGCAGACUGCCUGUCAUGUUUGGGGACUCCCGACUACUGUGAGACCUGCAGGGACCCAAAAGCCUUACUGCAUCUUGGCCGCUGCCUGUCCGUCUGUCCAGCAGGCUACUACGCUGAAGGGCAAGUCUGUGCAGCCUGCCCAGCAUCCUGCGCCGCUUGUUCCAGUAGGUGGGACUGCCAGUCCUGCGGGUCCCAGCUGCCCUUGCUGAGUGCCGAUAGUGCCGAGUGCCUGGCGUCCUGUCCUCCUGGCUCCUACCAGUACGACCACAAACACUGUCGCCGCUGUCACGAGUCCUGCUCGGGGUGCCGUGGCCCGAGCCAGCAGGAAUGCACGUCGUGUUCAGACCCGGCUGCCUUGUUCAAAGACGGGUCGUGUGUCCCCCACUGCGGCCCCGGCUACUACAGUCGAGAAGGCUUCUGCUACGCUUGUGAUGCGUCCUGUGCCUCCUGUUUCCCUGACAACUCCAAGUGUAUGAGCUGCCCUCCGGGGACCGCCCUGCAUCAUGGGAAAUGUAUUUCCCAGUGUCCAAGUCAGCAUUACCUGGACAACCACGGCAGAUGCAGAGCCUGCCACAGCUCCUGUGCCUCAUGCUGGGGUCCGUCAGUGUCCCAGUGUACCUUGUGUCUCGUCGGGCUCUUCCUCCACCAGGGCCAGUGUGUGGACGACUGUGGAGAGGGGCUGUACUCUCAGGACGGCACCUGCCACAAUUGCCAUCCCUCCUGCCGUUCCUGCGUGGGACCGCUGGCAUCAGACUGCCUCCGCUGCCUGAAACCGGAGGAAGUGGUCGCGCCACAGUCCGCCCGCCUUCAGCACGGCAUCUGCACAUCCACGUGUUCUGCGCACAGCUUUCUGGACGACACCAACACGUGCAGAGAGUGUCACCCUUCCUGCCAGCGAUGUGCGGGGCCAUCUGCAGACAACUGUACUUCCUGUUCCCCGCCACUGAGGCUGCACGAGGAGCGCUGUGACCCCACCUGCCCACAAGGCUUCUUCACCCAGGACAACCGGUGCCAAGCCUGCCAUCCGUCGUGCCAGGCUUGCUCCGGGGCUUCCCAGGCCGACUGCACCUCCUGCGCACCGCUGGCCUCCUUACAGAGUGGCUACUGCAGCACCGACUGCCAGGAGGGGCUUUUCCUCAACUCCGUCACUGGAGAGUGUCUCAAGUGCAGCUCUGACUGCCAACGCUGCGCAGCGGACCUCCAGAUGGGCAUCGGUAGUGUUUGUCUGUGGUGUAAAGCGCCAAGGACCUGGCUGCUGGGCGAUCACUGUGUCUCUCACUGUCCUUCGGGACAUUAUGGCUAUCAUGGAGCCUGCAUCAAAUGCCAUUCAUCAUGUGAGGCGUGUAGCGGGGCGGGGCCUUACUCCUGUACAUCCUGCCCCACCAACAGUGCUCUGCUGCCCUCGGGGCUCUGUGCACCCAGAUGUUCCCUUGGUUACUACGACAACGGUCACCGGACCUGUCAGGUGUGUGACAGCCAGUGCCUGACGUGCGACACAGCCGGGGUCUGCACCGCCUGCCGUGACCCCACCAAAGUACUGCUGUUUGGAGAAUGUCAGUACGACAGCUGCGCCCACCAGUACUACCUCAACACCACCACCCGCACCUGCAGAGAGUGUGACUGGAGCUGCAACGCCUGUAAAGGCCCCCUGCGAACUGACUGCCUGCAGUGCAUGGAGGGAUACGUGCUGCAGGAUGGGGUGUGCGUGCAGGGCUGCUCCCGCGGCUCUUAUCAGGAUGGAGACAGAUGCCUGGGCUGUGACGACCACUGCGUGGACUGCCGGGGUCCUGGACGAUGCCUGGAGUGUCAGCCGCCUCACGCCGCUCUGCAAGGACAAUGUGUGACUGAAUGUGGCAGGAACUAUUUUCUUGAUGCCGCCACAAAAACGUGCAAGUCUUGCUCGUCUGACUGUGUCCUGUGCGACGGCGUCGGACGCUGCACGGUGUGCGGCGAUCAAACCUACAUCAUGGAAGGCUACUGCACCCCCGACUGUGGACGCGGAUAUUAUUCUGAUCAGAAGACCAGAACCUGCCAUGCGAACACCCACAGUCCUGCCCUGCAGAUCAACGGCUCCCUGCUGGUUCCCCUGGACGGAUACGCCCCGCUGCUGCCCGCCAUGCUGAGGGUGGAGGACCCCGACAGUCCGCCGGAGCGGCUGCUCUUCCAGCUCGUUGGCGGCCCGAGCAACGGACGCCUGGUGGUGUUUGCAGAGGAGGAAAGAGGGAAGAACGGGGGCAAAGCCGCGCGUGAACUCAACAGUGACGACACCUUCACGUGGUCGGAGCUCGCGCUGGGCCGGGUCCGAUUCAGACACCAGAAGGACAGGACCAGGACCGGUGAAUUCUCCUUACGCGUCGCUGACCCCCAGUUGUUUUCUCAACCGGCAACAAUUCAGGUUCAGGCUGUGUCAAUGCAGCCUCCUAGAGUGGCGACCCUGGCCCCCUUAUCGGUGGACGGCCGCGGCAGCCGGGCAACCAUCACCAAGUCGGUCCUAAAUGUCGAUGAUCCUGACAACCCAGCCGAUGUCCUGGUCAUGGUCCUUGCAGCUCCCCUCCAUGGCCGACUGAGUCGUCUCCACGGUGACCGUACACUGACCAGGUUCAAGCUGGAAGACCUGUCGAAGGAGCGAAUCCAGUACGUUCACGACGGCACAGAGGGGGCAGAGGACAGGGUGGUGCUGCAAGUUAACGACGGCCACAGCUACACGAAUAUCCUGCUCCAAGUCCAAAUCAUUGACAAGUCUCCAGACUCUCGUCACAUGCUGUCGCUGCCGAUGACCUGGGUGAAGGAGGGAGGCAUGGUGCGACUGGACAAGAAGUACCUGCAGACAAUCUACAAGGGAGUCAGCACCGAUCACAUUGUCUACACCAUCCUCGCCUCAGAGGGGCGGCCUAAAUACGGUGAGGUGGUGCUGGUAUCGAUGCCGGCCGACAGCCCACCGGACAGCUGGCAUCCCUCUCUGAACGACGACCAGGGCUUCACGGCCACGACCUCCUUCACCCAGCAGGACGUCAACGACGGCACCGUCUGGUACCGCCACUUUGGCACGGGUUACGACAGCGACUCCUUCCAGUUCCAGGUGUCCUCAGACGCUCCCCCCGUGGUACAGAGCGAUGCCCAGACCUUCACCAUCGGAGUCCUUCCUCAGAUCCCAGGGUUCCCACAGCUGGCUCCGGACUGUGACCUGCAGAUAACGGCUCUGGAGGAUCGAGAGACGUUAAUCACGCCUGCAGCUCUGUCCUUCAUCGAUUCUGAGACUCCCAACGAGAAACUCAUCUACAACAUCACCAAACCCCUCCCGCCAGGACAAGGGGCCAUUGAACAUCGGGACAGGCCGUAUGCAGCGGCGAAGCACUUCACGCAGGCCGACGUCAACGAAGGGAAGAUCAUUUACAGACCGCCGCCAGCUCCGUCACACCUCCAGGAACUCUACCAGUACUCCUUCAUCGGCAUGCCGGAGUCGCUGAGCGUUUACUUCACAGUGUCGGACGGGGAACACACCACUCCUGAGUUGGACUUUGCUGUCCUGCUGCUUUCAAACCACCAGCAGCCGCCGGUGUUCCAGGUUCUGGACCCGCUGCUGGAGGUGGUCCUGGGAGGAGAAGCCGCCAUAGGUGGUCAGCACUUGGCUGUGAGCGACGCUGACACAGCUCCAGACGAGCUGGAGUUUGAGUUGGUCGAGGCUCCGACCCACGGAGAGCUGAUUAAAAGCGACGACAACACCCGCAUGACUAAUGGUGACACCUUCUCCUUCAGUGACGUCACUCGCAACAUUCUCAUCUACCGGCACGCCGGCCUCUCCACCCGGGACGACUCCAUGGCCUUCUCGGUGAGCGACGGGAUCUCCAUGGCGACGGCAGUGAUGCAGGUGGUGGUGCUGGGUGGCGGAGGCGAGGGGCCCCAGCGGGAUCCUGCGGCCACACUGUCGCUGGAGGUCGGCGAGAAGAGCAGCACUGUCUUCAGACGCUCCCACCUGGCGUACACCGAUAACACGUCUCUGGAUGAGCGGAUCCGUAUCCAGCUGGUGUCGGUGCCGAUGUACGGCAUCCUAACCAGGAGCCAGCCCCAGGAAGAGCCGCAGGAGCUGAGGGAGUACUCGUCCUUCACCAUGGAGGACAUCAACACGCUCAACAUCAGGUACAUCACCUCACUGGAGACCGGGAGCCAGCCGGUUACCGACAUCUUUCACUUCGUUGUUUACGAUGAGGACAACAAUCGCCUUGACAACCAGAUGUGCACAAUCACCAUCACCUCCAUGCCUCGACAGCCUCCAGUGGUCACUGUGCGCAACGGCAUCAAGGUCCAGGAAGGUGGCCGUGUGCAGCUCUCAACCAAUCACAUCAUAGUGUCAGAUGUGGACACGCCCAGGAAGGACCUCCUCAUUUGGCUUGUCACGCCCCCUAAAUAUGGCUCCAUUGAAAACACCAAGACAGGCGGCUCGCUCAGCGGCUCGCAAGUCGUCACCACAGACGCACCUUUCUCCGUGGAGGACCUGACAUCCGACCACAUCUUCUACGUUCAAGACAGCCAGCGCAAGCCACCAACCAACCAGGACGUCUUCAGCCUCUACAUCAGCGACGGACACAGCCAGACGGAGGCCUUCAACGUGGAAAUAGACAUCCAGCAGAGUCAGGCGGACCGGGAGCCCGUGGUGUCAGUCAGCAGCAUUCACGUAGAGGAGAGCUCCGGAGUCGUCAUCACCAACUCGUCCAUCACUGUCCACGACGACGACACUCCCGAGAACGAGAUCCUCUUCACCAUCAUCCGGAUCCCCACCUACGGAAAAGUGCGCAGACGGCAGUUCUACUCUCAGCCACUGGAGAAGGGCCGAGUCCUCACGCAGGGCUCCACCUUCACCUACCAGGACGUCCUGGAUCGGCUGCUCGUCUACAUGCCGGACACUGUGAACGGUGGAUCUGACGAAAUGGGCUUCAGGCUCACCGACGGCAGCUACACCCGUACGGGUCGGCUCGAGUUCACCAUGGACGUGCGGAAGAGCGAGGGACCUCGGAUGCCCGUCAACAGAGGCCUGCAGCUCCCGGCAGGCUCAUCUUCUAAGAUCACAGAGCAGAAUCUGAAGGCCUCCGACAUCGACUCGGACAGCCUGAAGCUCCGCUACGUCCUGACCAAAGACCCAGCGGCGGGGAAGCUGCAGCUCAGCAGGAGCAGCCGCGUGGAGAAGGUGUCCGUCAAAGGUCCGGCCAAGAGCUUUACUCAGGAGGACGUCAACAAAGGUCUGCUGCAGUUCAGCCACGAGAAAGGGGAGAAGGGAGGCAGCCUGUCUUUCAAGUUCAACCUCGUGGAUCCGGAGGGAAACAAACUGAUCGACCAGUCCUUCUUCAUCAGCGUGCUCGAGGACCGCCUCCCUCCCUCCGUGGGGGUAAACAAAGGCCUGGUGCUGGACGAGAACUCGGUGAAGAAGCUGACCACGCUGCAGCUGUCGGCCAGCGACCAGGACAGCGAGCCGGGCGAGCUCGUCUACCGGGUCACCAAGCAGACCAGCCUGGGUCACCUGGAACAUGCUGCCAGCCCAGGCACCAGGAUCAGCUCUUUCACCCAGGCCGACCUGGCAUCACGCAGCAUCCAGUACGUCCACAGCAGCGAGGAGGAGAAGCACGCUGACCAGUUCUCCUUCACUGUGUCCGACGGGACAAACGAGGUUGCUCAGACCUUCUACAUCACCAUCAAGCCGGUGGACGACUCGCUGCCGCUGCUCCAAGUUCCUGGUAUGAGGGUCCAGGAGGGCGUGAGGAAAACCAUCACCGAGUUUGAGCUGAAGGCCACUGACGCAGACACGGAGGCGGAGUCCAUCGUCUUCUCCGUGGUCCAAGCUCCUCGCCACGGCACCAUCGAGCGCACCGGCAACGGGCAGCACUACCGGCAGACCAGCAGCUUCACCAUGGACGACGUCUACCAGAACCGCAUCAGCUACAACCACGACGGCACCAACUCGCUCAAGGACCGCUUCACCUUCACGGUGGCCGACGGCACCAACCUGCUCUUCAUGGUGGAGGAGGCCGGCAAGGAGAUCGUGACAGCUGCUCCUCAGAAGUUCAAAAUCGAUAUUCUUCCCGUUGAUGAUGGGACGCCGCGGAUUGUCACCAACCUGGGACUGCAGUGGCUCGAGUACAUGGACAACAAGCCCACCAACCUGAUCACCAAGAAGGAGCUGCUGACCGUGGACCCCGACACCGACGACGGACAGCUGGUGUAUGAAGUGACGGCGGCACCAAAGCACGGCUUCCUGGAGAGCAAGCUGAAACCUGCGGGUCCCAUCACCACCUUCACCCAAGCUGAUAUUAACCUGGGCCUGAUACGCUACGUGCUGCAUCAGGAGAGCGUCCUGGAAACCAUGGACAACUUCAAAUUCUUGGUCAAAGACAGCAAACCAAACGUGGUCAGCGACAACGUCUUUCACAUCCAGUGGUCUCUCAUCAGCUUUGAGCACAAGAGCUACAAUGUGAGUGAGAAGGCCGGUACUGUGGCCGUGACAGUGAAGCGGACCGGUAACCUGAACCAGUACGCCAUCGUGCUGUGUCGCACCGAGCAAGGCAGCGCCAUCUCCACCAGCAGCACCGGGUCCCGUCCUGGCCAGCAGGACUACGUGGAAUAUGCCGGACAGGUGCAGUUUGACGAGCGUGAGGACACCAAGGUGUGCACCAUCGUCAUCAACGAUGACAAGGUGUUUGAGGGGAUUGAGAGCUUCCACGUGGAGCUGAGCAUGCCCGUUUACGCGCUGCUGGGCGGCAACACGCGCGCCCUCGUCAACAUCAACGACACGGAGGAUGAGCCCACUCUGCAGUUCGACAAGAAGACCUACCACGUCAAUGAGAGCACCGGCUUCUUCCACGCACCAAUCGAGAGGAAAGGCGACACCUCCAGCACCGUCUCCGCCCUCUGCUACACCGUGGCCGGGUCGGCCCAGGGCAGCAGCCUGCACGCGCUGGAGUCCGGCUCCGACUACAAGAGCCGCGGCAUGACCGGCGACAACCGCGUGAUCUUCGGCCCCGGCGUCAGCAUGUCCACCUGCGACAUCAAACUCAUCGACGACAGCGAGUACGAGCUGUCCGAGGAGUUCGAGCUGGUGCUGUCGGACGCCUCCGAUAACGCCCGCACGGGGGAUGCGGCGGUGGCCACCGUCAUCAUCGAUGGGCCCAACGACGCCUCCACAGUCUCUCUGGGAAAUGCCACAUUCACUUUCAGCGAAGACGCCGGCACGAUUGAAAUACCGGUGCUGCGUCACGGCAGCGACCUGUCCUCUCCGACGACCGUGUGGUGUGCCACCAGGCCUUCAGAGCCCCACUCAGCCAGCCCGGGGGUCGACUACAUCCCCAGCUCCAAGAAGGUGGUGUUCAAACCAGGAAAGACUCUGGAGACCUGCAGCCUGACCAUCGUGGACGACAUACAGAGCCCUGCAAUCGAAGGUCCCGAGUCCUUCGUGAUUUUCAUCAGCUCUCCUCAGGGCGCCGUUUUACAGGAACCCUACGAAGCCAAUGUCAUCAUCACGGACACCUUCCAGGACAUUCCCAGCAUGCAGUUUGAGAAAAGCACCUACACGGUGAAGGAGAAGGACAGCGUCCUCCACAUCCCCAUCCUCCGGACCGGUGAUCUGUCCUUCAAGUCGUCGGUGCGGUGUUUCACCCGGACCAUGUCCGCCAUGGUGAUGGACGACUUUGAAGAGAGGAGGAAUACAGAUGAGUCGCAGAUCACUUUCCUCAAAGGAGAGAAGGUGAAGAACUGCACCGUUCGCAUCCACGACGACUCCGUUUUCGAGCCUGAGGAGGAAUUCCAGGUGCAUCUUGGUACGCCGCUCGGAGACCACUGGAGCGGCGCCAUGGUGGGCGUUAACAACAUCGUCACCAUCACUAUCACCAACGAUGAAGAUGCUCCCACUAUCGAGUUCGAGCAGACGUCCUAUCAGGUCAGGGAGCCGCCCGGUCCAGACGGCGUUGAGGUGCUCAACAUCAAGGUGAUUCGCCGGGGCGAUCUGGAUCGAACGUCCAAGAUCCGCUGCAGCACCAGAGACGGGUCGGCACAGUCCGGAGUCGACUACAACCCCAAGAGCCGGGUGCUCAAAUUCACACCGGGGAUGGACCACAUCCUGUUCAAGGUGGAGAUCCUGUCCAACGAGGACAGGGAAUGGCACGAAUCCUUCUCCUUGGUCCUCGGCCCGGACGAUCCCGUGGAGGCAGUGCUCGGAGAGAUCACCAUGGCAACGGUGACGAUUUUGGACCAGGAGGCUGCAGGGAGUCUCAUCCUCCCCGCCCCACCUAUCGCGGUCUCCCUGGCCGACUACGACCACGUCCAGGAGGUGACCAAAGAGGGCAGCAAGAAGAGCCCCUCCCCAGGCUACCCUCUGGUGUGCGUCACCCCCUGCGACCCCCACUACCCCAAGUACCCCGUGAUGAGGGAGCGCUGCGAGGAGGCGGGAAUCAACCAGACUCAGGUCCACUUCUCCUGGGAGGUGGCGGCGCCCACCGACACCAACGGCGCCCGCUCCCCAUUCGAGACCGUGACGGACACCACGCCCUACACCCGAGUCAACCACAUGGUGCUGGACAGCAUUUAUUUCAGCCGCCGCUUCCACGUGCGCUGCGUGGCCCAGGCCCGGGAUAAAUCCGGGCACCUCGGGACGCCACUGAGGAGCAACAUCGCUACCAUCGGCACAGAGGGCUCCAUCUGCCACACGCCCGUUACCACGGGAACCGCCAGAGGAUUCCAGGCUCAGUCUUUCAUCGCCACGCUGAAAUACCUGGACGUCAAGCACAAAGAGCAUCCCAACCGCAUCCAUAUAUCGGUGCAGAUCCCCCACCAGGACGGCAUGCUCCCCCUGGUGUCCACCAUGCCGCUGCACAACCUGCAUUUCCUGCUGUCGGAGUCCAUCUACAGGCAGCAGCACGUCUGCUCCAAUCUGGUCACCAUCAAGGAGCUGCAGGGCGUCUCGGAGGCGGGCUUCCUGGAUGACGUGUCCUACGACAGCAUCUCUCUGGGUCCGGGUUACGACCGACCGUACCAGUUCAACUCCGGCGUCCGCGAGGCCAAGAGCAUCCAGCUCUACAAGCACCUGAACCUCAAAAGCUGCAUCUGGACCUUCGACGCCUACUACGACAUGACGGAGCUCAUCGACGUCUGCGGGGGCUCCGUCACGGCUGACUUCCAGGUUCGGGACUCGGCUCAGUCCUUCCUGACCGUGCAGGUCCCUCUGUACGUGUCCUACAUCUACGUGACGGCACCGCGAGGCUGGGCGUCUCUGGAGCAUCACACCGAGAUGGAGUUCUCCUUCUUCUACGACACGGUGCUCUGGAGGACAGGUAUCCAGACGGACAGCGUCCUCUCAGCCAGGCUGCAGAUCAUCCGGAUCUUCAUCAGGGAGGACGGACGACUGGUGAUCGAGUUCAAAACCCACGCCAAGUUCAGAGGCCAGUUCGUCCCUGAGCACCACACUCUGCCCGGCCACAAGUCCCACCUGAUGGCCCCCGACCACCUGGGGGGCAUGGAGUUCGACAUGCAGCUGCUGUGGAGCGCUCAGAGCUUCGACUCCCCGUACCAGCUCUGGAGGGCAACCAGCUCCUACAGCAGGAAGGACUAUUCUGGGGAGUACACCGUCUUCUUGGUCCCCUGCACCGUGCAGCCCACUCAGCCGUGGAUCGACCCCGGUGACAAACAGCUGUCCUGCACAGCUCACGCUCCAGAGAAGUUUCUGGUGCCGAUCGCCUUCCAGCAGACCAACCGGCCCGUCCCUGUGGUCUACUCCCUCAACACGGAGUUUCAGCUGUGCAACAACGAAAAGGUUUUCAUGAUGGACCCGGCCGCCGCUGACGUGUCCAUGGCGGAGAUGGACUACAAGGGGGCGUUCUCCAUGGGCCAGACCUUGUAUGGCAGAGUGCUGUGGAACCCCGAGCAGAACCUGAACGCAGCCUACAAGCUCCAGCUGGAGAAGGUGUACCUGUGCACCGGCAGGGACGGCUAUGUUCCUUUCUUUGAUCCCACCGGGACGCUGUACAACGAGGGGCCCCAGUACGGCUGCAUCCAACCCAACAAAAACCUGAAACAUCGCUUCCUGCUGCUGGAUCGUAAGCAACCUGACGUAUGCGACAAGUUUUUCCACGAUGUUCCCUUUGAGGCCGAUUUCGCCUCAGAUAUCCCGGAGCUGCAGUCCAUGAUGGCCAUGCCGGGUGUCGAUGGCUUUACGAUGAAGGUCGACGCCCUCUAUAAGGUGGAGGCGGGGCACCAGUGGUACCUGCAGGUGAUUUACGUGAUCAGCCCGGAGUCGCGGUCCAGCCCCAGGAUUCAGCGCUCAGUCACCUACCAGCUGAGCCGGCCCAAACGCGACCUGGUGGACCGCAGCGGCCGGCUGACGCUGGACGAGUCGCUCAUCUACGACAACGAGGGCGAUCAGGUGAAGAACGGCACCAACAUGAAGUCGCUCCGCCUGGAGGUGGGCCCUUCUGCCACCUUCAACGCCCACGUGGGGAGCUCUGUCGGCGGGGGGGUGGCCGCCAUCUUGCUGCUGGUCCUGGUCCUGCUGGCCUUCUGCUUCCUGUUCCGCCGCUGCCGGCGCUCGGCCAGGAAGACGAAGAGCGGGAGCUCCCCGAAACCCUACGAGGAGUACCCGCUCAACACCAAGGUGGAGGUGUGCAUGGACAAGUGCGUGGAGAAGAACUUCAGCAGCAAGCACUGCACCGUGAGGAACGUCAACAACCACCGCAGCCAGGAGCCCGGCAGGAAGACCAAGGUGAAGCAGGUCAACCUGGAGGUGAAACUCCACAACAACUUCAACGACGGCACUGAGGUCUGAAGCACCGGCGAGGAAGAGGAGGAAGCAAGGAGGAACUGGGGGAAGUUAGAAUCACAACGACAACAAAUUAUUUUCAAGGAGUACGUUUUACGUAAUGGAACAAGAUAUUUGUUAUUGUAUUUUUAUACCAUUUUGAAAAAAGGGAAGGGAGUGAUGUGCAGGCAACUGGGCUACCUCAGAGAUCCACAAACCACUGGGCUGCGUCAAGCAGCCGAAACAUCCCAUCAUCCAAACUCCAUCCUCGUGAUACUUUUACUUGACAUUUAUGUACUUUCUGACACCAAAAUGGUGAACGGUAGCUCAGACACUGGUGAUUGUUUUAACUGCUGUAUCGAGUCAUUUCACUGCUUUAGCUGCCACCUCUGCGUGGCACGGUGGCCAGCGUACCACUCCUCCUUUUUCCAUAUUCACCUUUGAGAUUUCACUCACUUAUUCUGCUGGUUAAAUAAAAACUCCGACAACGUCUAUGUCGGGUACAGCUGCUUCUGACUACUGAAAAGUAUUAAGCACAAACAGUGCGCUGCUGUCGUCUGAGGCCGAGUGAGUGUAAAAAAAAAAAGAAAAGAAUUAUAACUUUCAAGUGCAAUUAAGCCACGUCUUUUGUUAUUCCUCCCUCCCCGAGCAGGAGCUGCUUUUGCUUUUAAAAGAUGUAUUUCAAGCCUUACUUAGAAACAUUUUAAGAAACAAAUCAUCUCUUGUUUCAACACAAAUUCAUUUUUUCCUUUAUUUUUUUUGUGCUGUAAUCUGCCAAUAUUAAGUGCCAUGCAGUAUUUUUUACUCACAAGUCAUCCAAAGUAUUUCAUUUUUUUUUUGUGUGUGUGUUUGUUAAUCGAAGAGUCUGGAUGUGUAAAAUCUUCAUGUAAUAGUAUGAAAAGAGACAGAGAGAAGGUUUCGAUCCCGUCCACCUGACCAACUUGCUUCAGCCUUACUACUGUUUGAAUGAAAACAAUCUAUUUUUAAAAUGAUCUGUUUUAUAGGUGCAUCUGCCUUUGUUCUGCCCAAAGACACUAAAUCGCUCCUCGUCUCAGAUCUCGCUCAAAUACUUCUGGUGCAUUUAUGUAUUAUUAUGUUACCCGUCCUUGCAAUGUAUUAUGUUACAGCUAAGCUACUGGUGUAUCCGUGAUUUAAAAUUAUUGUAACUUUUAAUCUUUUCUAAGUGUAUGACACUGGUUAGAGAGUACUGCAAAGAAAAAGAAUCGUUGUUCAGAUGAGAUGUGUGACAUACACCUCUCUCUGAUCCCACCUGCUGUUGUUCUUCAACUGUGUGCCUAUCAAACAACGAGAAAAUGGGGAAUUGUGGGAAAUUACAUUAUAUUUUUGGUGCUAUCAUUUUGUGGGGGGCAAAAAAAAAAUCAAUGCUAUCAGUAUGAUGCCUGUAUUUGGUGCCUUUUUUAGUAAUAAAAUAAAUCUGAAA